ACCGCGAUUUAAAGGGCAGCGAGGCGGAGGAAUCCUCGAUCGGACGCUCGCUCGAUCCCUCCGCUGCGAGGCGAAGCGACGGCAACGACGCGGUCCGUUCUCUCGAAAGUCUCUCUGGUGCCUCCGCCGUCGGGAGCCGCCGGCGAGGAACUUAUUUCUCCCUGGCCUCCCUCCACCUCGCCUCACAAAAAUCCCGUCGAAGCCACCGCGGCAGCCAGCUCCGGACGGGGGCGCGCACGACUCCUGCCGACGUGGUGUCCCUCCGCCGUCGGUCACGGACUCCUUUUCGUAUCCUUCCACCGGGCCCGGGCGGUGUCUGGGUAGCUCACCGGGGGCAGCGACGCGUCUGGGGUGCGGACAGUGAGGCUCCGGGGCUAUGAAGUGAGGACGCCCGGGGACUGAAGGAGGCACCGCGCGGCGCGAGGACGCGGGACACGGCCCCCGAAGGCGGCGGAUGCUUUUCGGACCGCACGGCCUCGCGCAAGGUGGAGACUCCAUUCCUUUGGUGGUCCAAAUGAGGUCAUCACCACGUUCUGAGGAUGCUUGGGAGAGCUGUUGAAUUCACUAAAGGAAAAUGUAUUUGAGGUUGACUCUACAAAAGCUGAAAAAGGAAACCAGAGGUCUAGAACUGGGAGCUGAGGCAGAAGCACAGUGCAAGUGGUAGGGAAGUCACUGGUGGUAGCAGCUCUGAGUCCUGCCGCUUCUGUACCUGUAUGGGAGUUUCUCUCACUGCCCUUAGUACCGUAACCAUCUUGAGAAAGAAGAUUUGAAGAGUCAGGUGGUAACUUUAGAGAGAACAUUGAAAUUAUUUUCUAAGCUAUUUGAAGAGAGAGACUAAAUGCACCUGGGUCAGGCUGUCUGUGGGUAUGAAGUGGUUGGGAGAAUCCAAGAACAUGGUGGUGAAUGGCAGGAGAAAUGGAGGCAAGUUGUCUAAUGAUCAUCAGCAGAACCAGUCAAAAUUACAGCACACAGGCAAGGACACCUUGAAGACUGGCAGAAACACAGUCGAGAGGAGGUCAAGCAGAUGUAAUGGUAAUUCAGGAUUUGAAGGACAGAGUCGUUAUGUGCCAUCUUCUGGAAUGUCUGCCAAGGAACUCUGUGAAAAUGAUGACCUAGCAACCAGUUUGGUUCUUGAUCCCUAUUUAGGUUUUCAAACACACAAAAUGAAUACUAGCACCUUUACUUCGAGGAGCUCAAGGCAUUUUUCAAAAUCUGACAGUUUUCCUCACAACAACCCUGUGAGAUUUCGGCCUAUUAAAGGAAGACAAGAAGAAUUAAAGGAAGUAAUUGAACGUUUUAAAAAAGAUGAACACCUGGAGAAAGCUUUCAAAUGUUUGACUUCAGGUGAAUGGGCACGGCACUAUUUUCUGAACAAGAACAAAAUGCAAGAGAAAUUAUUCAAAGAACAUGUAUUUAUUUACUUGCGAAUGUUUGCAACUGACAGUGGAUUUGAAAUAUUGCCUUGUAAUAGAUACUCAUCAGAACAAAAUGGAGCCAAAAUAGUUGCAACGAAAGAGUGGAAACGAAAUGACAAAAUAGAAUUACUGGUGGGUUGUAUUGCUGAGCUUUCGGAAAUUGAGGAGAACAUGCUACUUAGACAUGGAGAAAACGACUUCAGUGUCAUGUAUUCCACAAGGAAAAACUGUGCGCAACUCUGGCUCGGUCCUGCUGCAUUUAUAAAUCAUGAUUGCAGACCUAACUGUAAGUUUGUGUCAACUGGUCGAGAUACAGCAUGUGUGAAGGCUCUAAGAGAUAUUGAACCUGGAGAAGAAAUCUCUUGUUAUUAUGGAGAUGGAUUUUUUGGGGAAAAUAAUGAGUUCUGCGAGUGUUAUACUUGUGAAAGACGGGGAACUGGUGCUUUUAAAUCCAGAGUAGGACUGCCUGCGCCUGCUCCUGUUAUCAAUAGCAAAUAUGGACUCAGAGAAACAGAUAAACGCUUAAAUAGGCUUAAAAAGUUAGGUGACAGCAGCAAAAAUUCAGACAGUCAGUCUGUCAGCUCUAAUACUGAUGCAGAUACCACUCAGGAAAAAAACAAUGCAACUUCUAACCGAAAAUCUUCAGUUGGUGUAAAAAAGAAUAGCAAGAGCAGAACGUUAACAAGGCAAUCCAUGUCAAGAAUUUCUGCUUCUUCCAACUCUACCUCAUCUAAGCUAACUCAUAUGAAUAAUUCCAGGGUACCAAAGAAACUGAAAAAGCCUGUAAAGCCUUUACUUUCAAAAAUAAAACUCAGAAAUCACUGCAAGCGGCUGGAGCAAAAGAAUAAUUCAAGAAAACUCGAAAUGGGAGACUUAGUACUUAAAGAGCCUAAAGUUAUCCUGUAUAAAAAUUUGCCCAUUAAAAAAGAUAAGGAAACAGAGGGACCAGUCCAUGCUGCAGCUGCCAGCAGGUGCUUGACUAGACAUGCGGCCAGAGAACACAGGCAAAAUCCUGGGAGAGGUGCUCACUCGCAGGGCGACAGCUCGCCCUGCACCUACAUAACCAGGCGCUCAAUGAGGACGAGAAUAAAUCUGAAGGAGGCCUCUGACAUUAAGCUGGAACCAAAUGCAUUGGAUGGCUAUAAAAACAGCAUGACUGAGCCUUGCCCAGACAGUGGUGAGCAUCCAUCCCCCAUGGAGCAGGAAGAAGAACUGGUUCAUGAGACUGCACAAAAGGGGGAAGCCAAGUGUCACAAGAGUGAUCCUGGUGUGUCCAGAAAGAAGUCACGACAAGGGAAACUUAUGAAGCAAUUCUCAAAAGUAGAGGAAUCUGCUCUGGGAAAUGAUUCUCCUGGAAAAGACGAUGUGGUGCCAGAUUUGGUGGGGCCCCUUUCUGACCAGGGCGAGCCCAGUGGCACGGUUGGGGUUCCUGUGAGCUAUACAGACUGUGCUCCUUCCCCUGUUGGCUGCUCAAUUGUCACAUCUGAUAGCUUCAAAACAAAAGACAGCUUUAGAACUGCAAAAAGUAAAAAGAAGAGGCGAAUCACAAGGUAUGAUGCACAGCUAAUCCUAGAAAAUAAUUCUGGGAUUCCAAAAUUGACUCUUCGUAGGCGUCAUGAUAGCAGCAGCAAGACAAAUGACCAAGAGAGUGAUGGGAUGAAUUCUUCAAAAAUAAGCAUCAAGUUAAGUAAAGACCAUGAAAACGAUAAUAAUCUCUAUGUAGCAAAGCUUAAUAAUGGAUUUAACUCAGGAUCAGGCAGUAGUUCUACAAAGUUAAAAAUCCAGCUAAAACGGGACGAGGAAAGUCGGGGGUCCUAUACAGAAGGGCUUCACGAAAAUGGCAUGUGCUGUAGUGAUCCACUGUCUCUCCUGGAGUCUCAGAUGGAAGUGGAUGACUACAGUCAGUACGAGGAAGAAAGUACAGAUGAGACCUCCUCUUCAGAGGGAGAUGAGGAGGGGGAUGACUAUGAUGAUGACUUUGAAGACGACUUUAUUCCUCUUCCUCCGGCUAAGCGACUGAGGCUAAUAGUUGGGAAAGACUCUAUAGAUAUUGACAUUUCUUCAAGAAGAAGAGAAGAUCAGUCAUUAAGGCUUAAUGCAUAAGCUCUUGGUCUUAAUUUGACCUGAGAUAACUACUUUAAAAAAAUAAAAAAAUUCCAGUCAAUUAUUCCUCAACUGAACCAUUUUAGUGGCAGCACUUCUAUUGUCUCUUCACUUAUCAGCAUAAUAUUGUAGAAAGUGUACAGUGUACUGACUUCCUAAGUCUGAUUUGUGCAAAUUUUUAUCGUACUUUUUAAAUAGCCUUCUUACGUGCAAUUCUGAGCUAGAGUUAAAGCCCUGUUGUAAAAUAAAGGCUCCAGCAAAAUUGUACAGUGAUAGCAACUUUCCACACAGGACGUUAAAACAAUAAUGUGGCUACACAAUUUUUUUAAAACUGAGAGCAACAACUGGCUCUUUAAUAUAUGACUAAACAAUAAUUUAAAACAAAUCAUAGUAGCAGCAUAUUAAGGUUUCGAGUAUAUGCUAAUAUCACCAGCAAUUAUCUUUGGCUUUUGGGUUUAUUUGCUAGAUGUUUCCCCUUGGAGUUUUGUCAGUUUCACACUGUUUGCUGGCCCAGGUGUACUGUUUGUGGCCUUUGUUAACAUAGCAAAACAUUGGUUGUAAGUCAAAAUUGGUUUCUUUAAAAACAAAAAUUAGGCUGGGGAUUUAGCUCAGUGGUUCUGCCACCUGCCUCACAAAUGCAAAUGCAAGGACCUGAGUCUGAUCCCCGGUACCAAAAAAAAAAAAUUACAUGUAUGACAACUCUUUUCAGUACAUUAUAUGUACAAGGUUAGCAGUGUGCAGGAUGAGUUUCAAAACAGCGUAUUUAUUGCUUGUCAUAUAAAUUAAAGACCUUGUAUUUAACACUUUUCAAUCCUUUUAGAUAAAAUUGUUCUUUGCAAGAAUGAUUGGUGCUUAUUUUUUCAAAAAUUUGCUGUGAACAAUGUGAUGACAACAAGCAAUGUUGACCUAAUGAACUACAGCUAUAUCUUAAUUUGGUUCUUCAAGUUUUCUGUUGCACUUGUAAAAUGCUACAAGGAAUAUUAAAAAAAAAAUCUAUUCACUUUAACUUAUAAUAGUUUAUGAAAUAAAAACAUGAGUCACAGCUUUUGUUCUGUGGUAACCUAUAAAAAUGUUUGUCUUUGGAAUUCAAUGUAAAGAGCUGAAAAUGAUGUAUAUGUUGUAAAUAUUUGUGUGUUGUGAGAAAUUUUUGUCAUAAAAAAUUAAAAGAACUUACCAGGAAGGUUUUAAGUUUAGAAAUAUUCAUGCCAAUAAAAUAGGAAAUUAUAAAUAUAUAGUUUUAAGCACUGCAUCAGUGGGAGUUCUUGGCUUAUGUUAGUUUAUUAAGGAUAUCAAAGAUGUUUUGAUUAUAUUGUCAGUUAAACAAAAAGAGUCAGAUUUAAUUUGUUUUUUAAGCACUUUCAGAAGAGAAAUUAAUUUUAAGUAACUUAAUGAGCAAAUUUUUGAUUACUACUUUAUGUUCAAUACCAGGCUCUUUCAUUUUUCUAGAUUAUUUUACAACUCAAAUUGGAAAUGUAAAUCUGUAGCAGGUGUUUGACACCAGUAGGUCUCUUUAUUUACUGGGAAAUGUGUACAUGUACUUUCAGAUAUACAGUGCUCCUAAGUAAAAUCAAUUUAGGGGAUCCAUAUAAUGUCUAUAGAAGAGUAGCCAUGUCUUAAAAUCUUAAAAGGAAUCUGCAGGUAAUGAACAGUCCAAUGAAGAAAACCUCAAUGCGUAACUAAUUGAUACUUAAGCAGUUUCGCGGUUUGGGGAACAUUAUUUAAAUUAAGUUCACUAAAAACAUUACCGAUAGGUUCCAAAUAGUAUUAAGAUUCAUAAAAGUUUGUUAGGUUCUGUAAGGAAUUCCCUGUGUAGUCCUGUGUAGUCUCACGCUUGUAUGUUACGGUGCAGUCUGAUCCUCAGGUAUUAAAUUGGAAGCAGGUGAUAGGUAGGCUCCUACACACUCACACCCCUUUUUGCUGCAGCUCAUGAAGUGGGACAGCCCCACAUAGUCUCAGGAGCUCCUGUCCUGAGGCACCUAGAGCACUUGACAGACACAUCCAGUCCUUACAGGGCCCCCUCGCAGAAGCAUGAGACACUACCAGAGAUGAAGGUGGACACUCUGGAGUGUGCCCAAAGCCUGUGGGUCACCUCUCAUUCCCACCUUUGAGGGCGUUUUGGAGAUGUUUAGAGACUAAAUCUUGGCUUUCUUUAAAUACCACCAAUAGCCAUUUCAUGAAUUUCAGUCUUAAAGCAGAAAUAACACAUUUCCCAUUUUUCUCCACUUCUAAGUUUAAUUUUAGUAACUUAUUUAUGAUUUUUUUUUAAUUUUAUUGUGGCCUCAUCUUUUGGGGCUGACCUUCCCAUGGGUCUCAGAGCAGUGACAUUUGGUGAUAGGUCACUGCCUCUCAGGAGUCGGUAUGCACAAGCAUUCAGCAGCCACUGCUGAUGCCUUCUAGGGAAACUUAAUUUCCGUUUCUAAAGGUAGGGGCCUCGGGACUGUUCUUGAUCUGCUGUAGAACUUCGCCAUGUGGGAAUGGUGAAACCCACACACUCUUGAUCAGUUGGAAGAGGUUGCAUUCAAUAAAACUUUAGCUUGAGCUUAUGCAAUGAUUGGUAACAUUUUUGGCAAUGUAAGAAUUAGGAAAUGAUCGUAGAAAUAUAUGUAAAGUAUUCAAUUUUCAAUCAUUUUUCAAAUUGCUGUUUUAAUUGUUUUGCUGAGUUGUAAUACUUUUGAGAUACAAUGUAUUCCUUGUACUGAAAGAAUGAAAAAGGACUUUUUCAGCAUUUGAGGUAAGUUCUUUAACGUUUCAUUAAAA
Molecule: messenger RNA, 6275 nt
Organism: Fukomys damarensis (Damara mole-rat)
Lineage: Eukaryota; Metazoa; Chordata; Mammalia; Rodentia; Bathyergidae
Gene: Kmt5b
Product: lysine methyltransferase 5B
Exons: 13
Coding region: 867-3518 (883 amino acids)
Cellular component (GO): nucleus
Molecular function (GO): protein binding; histone H4K20 methyltransferase activity
Source: RefSeq, a predicted model, not a curated record